This is a messenger RNA of Eleginops maclovinus (Patagonian blennie), 6238 nucleotides long. Its product is annotated as dematin-like. Gene Ontology annotation, biological process: actin filament bundle assembly; cytoskeleton organization; lamellipodium assembly. NCBI's taxonomy places the organism in Eukaryota, Metazoa, Chordata, Actinopteri, Perciformes, Eleginopidae. Gene Ontology annotation, molecular function: actin filament binding. The record is from RefSeq and is a predicted model, not a curated record. The transcript is spliced from 18 exons. The coding region runs from base 275 to 1498 and encodes 407 amino acids. Gene Ontology annotation, cellular component: actin cytoskeleton; plasma membrane.
CACACACACACACACACGCACGCACGCCGUACACACAUGCAUGAGCAUGAGACUAUAUUUGGGAGUGAUCGCAGAGAGAAACAGUUGGUGACGGAGCUGCUGGAUGUUUCUGAAACACCGGGAGCAACUGACAGACUGGUGAUCUGAAGAAUCUGAGCUGCAGAGAGAAAAUCAGCUGUAAAGAUGUGUUGAUCUGGCUCCAGAGCCCUGAAGACAAACAGAUACAGAAAUGAUCCCCUAUUCUCCCUGAGGAACUGACCAAUCAGCAGUCAGGAUGAUGCCCAAGCAGCUGGCUCAGACGUCUCCAGGGAGUGUGUUAUCGCUAAGAGGGCCCAGCGUCCCAGGAUCCCCUGCUGCCGCCAUCGUGGCCAGAGUGGAGGACGGGGUUAUCGGCUAUAAGGACCUGGCAGCGUUACCAAGAGACAAAGCCAUCCUGGAUAUAGAGAGACCAGACCUGAUGAUCUACCAGAGCCCCUACAGCUACAGUCCUCUGGAGAGGUCCUUGUCUCCUCGCUCCAUCUCUCCUCCACCCUCCCCCGAGAAGGAGUCCAGGGAGUGGCUGGAGAACCGGUCUCCUGGAUGUUCCUCCCCUUGUUCCACCAUCCAGACCAGCAGUACACUCGGCACACGAACACCACCAACACCUAACACACCAAACACACCAAACACACCGCACACUGUACACUCCUCUGUGGCCAAGAGCGCCCUGCAUCACUUCCACAGGCCAGAUAAUGGCUCCAACAUCUAUAAGAAGCCUCCGAUCUACAAACAAGAUGUGUGUGUCUCCUCUCAGCUCCCUCAGGGUAAACACAUUGAGGAUCUGAUCAUAGAGUCUUCAAAGUUUCCAGCAGCUCAGCCUCCAGACCCCAACCUGCCCUCCAAGAUAGAGACCGAGUACUGGCCCUGCCCCCCCUCCCUGGCUGUUAUUGAGAAAGAGUCGAGGAAGAAGGAUCAGGGAGAUGAAGCGGAGGAGGAGGAGGAGGAUGAGUUAUGGGGACUGAGAGCGCUUCAGAAACAAGAACUCAACAAGAUUCAGUCAAACCUGGGAAAGAUCAUCCUGAAGGAGGAGCUGGACAAAUCUGCAACUCCUCUGAGGAGGAAAACUCGCUCAUUACCCGAGAGAAGCCAAAACACUGGUUCCAACGCCUCUAAGUCUGUGUAUUUCCCAGCAUCUUCUAAGAGCGGCCUGUCCAGGCUUCAGUCGGCAGAGUUCAGCUCCUCGGAGAAAGCUCCUGCAGAUCUUCAGAAUGGGGACUCCAGGAUGGACAGAGGAAACUCCCUCCCCAGCAUGUUGGAACAUAAGAUUUGCCCCUAUGAGAUGCUGGUGGUGACCCACAAAGGGCGGAGCAAAAUGCCCCCUGGUGUUGACAGAACCAGGCUGGAGAGACACCUCUCUCAGGAGGAGUUCUUCAGUGUUUUUGGGAUGACCAUCGAGGAGUUCGACUGCCUCUCUCUGUGGAAGAGGAACAACCUUAAGAAGAAAGUCUGUCUCUUCUGACGCCACUGGAACCAUGUGUCCCACAAUCCCCCUGCUUUUCCUGGAUCACUGCAGGAUCCUGGAACAACCUCGGACUCAUAUUAUUAGCACUGCUUAAACCACCACCACCAUCACCAUCACAGUCAGACCUGUCAGUGAGACGUCAGGUCUGAUCACAGUGAAGGUUUGAAUGAAAACACAGAGUGGCUUUAGAUUCCUGCUCCACAUGAACUGUUUUAAAGCAAAGCUGCAGAUUCCUGUAUCAUAAGCUUCUAGAUGUCUGUGGAAAUGUGUUGAUAACAAAACUGCGAAGCGAGCACAGGUCAGGUUUAAAUGUGGAAGCACAGAGCAGGUUGUGACCCUAGUUUUGAAAGGUUAUACUUAAACUGAGAGCAGAGCCAACACCAGUAAGUCUGACCUACAAAUGAAAAGCCUAGUCACAUCUGCAUUCUUAAAACAGGUGUUGGAACAAAAUUAAUUGAAUUUCAGAGAGCAUCAGUAGAUUUGCUUCUGUAGGCAAAUUGAUUUCAUGCUAAUCUGUUAGCACUGAACAAGAUGCAUCAUGAUUUCCAGUCACAAGAUAGAUUUUCUCUAGUAAGCUACGGAGCUACUUUCCUAGCCACUUACUGUUAGCUUUGCAAGCUAUUUUGCCUAUCUAACACUUAGUACCUAGCUAGUUAACAAGUAAGCUCAGCAGCUAGCACCUCGGCAAGAAGGUCUCCUAGGAGUAGAUGUUAUUUAAAGCCUUUUAUCAUAUAUAUCAUUUUAAAUAUAAAAAUAUCUACAUUUGUUAUGAUAUAUCUUAAAUCAGGAAAAUCACAAAAUGUUUGAUGGUAUGUGUGACUGGUACACAAAAAUCAUGAUGUUAAAGUAGCAGUAGACAAAUUUUCAAACUUUUCAUCCCUCCCCAACUUCUCUGAGUGGCGUUAUUGUUGCUGCCAUUGUCAGACUUUCCUUUCGCACAACCAGAACAACUACUAAGCUUUAUGCAAAUAAAGUGCGAAGAUGGCGCUAAUAUGCAAACGAGCUUUGAUAUCAUCUAGAAACUUCUGGAGCUAAUGCUAGCAGCUUCUUUCCGCAGUUUGUGCUGUAACUGGAGCCCUGUACCAGGAUAUGGUACCUGGAAGAUGGAAAUGCAAUAGGGAAUCAAAUUCAAAUGGUGUAAUUAUUGUCUAUUGCUACUUUAUUGCUUGCAAAUGUAUUUAAAAACUAAAUGUUGCCAUACAGCAGCCCAGCCCACCUUUUUAUACAACAAAAUCUUUGACAUAAGACACAUUUAUAUAAUUAUAUUGUCCAACCCUAUUCUCACUAAACUUCAACAGAUGGACAUAAUUGAAGCAGUGGUCUCUGGAUUAUGAAAGUAUCUAACAGAGACAGACGGGCUUCUUCUAUUAGUUCUGACUGAGAUCUUAAUUUCUAUCAGACAAGCAAAUAUUUUAUUAUCAAGCUUCUUGCUUCAGUCAGGCUUUAAAACAAACAUUCCUAUAAACUCUGAUUCAGGUCUCAACACAGAUCUAUACGAAUAGAGCUUUCAGUGAUAGAUCAAAAUUAUAUAUUUCUAUUGGCUUAGCCAUCUAUGAUGUCACAAUGAAAGGAUUUCUUUCCCAGCACCUAAGAAGAAAAAUAGGAGACAUUUUUAUCACAGUCUGAUUUUUAAGCUACACAUGCUGAGGACAUUAACUUACAACUGAAUAUUUUUAUUUAAUUGAUUUGUUGUAGGCAUAUUAUUUUCUUCCUCUUAGUCCGGACCAGCAAUAAAAAGCUAUAUAGUUAUCUAUUACCAUACAACUUCAAGAGGUUAUUCAAAUAACAUGUCAUUAUGAACACACCUCAUCACAGUCCCAAGAUGUUAGAAAACACAAAGGAGCACUGGAAAUGUUACAUCAAACACAAACACAAUGCUGAAAUUGAAUAUACACAUGACCACAAUUUAAGUAAUUGAUCAACUAAUCCCACAUUUAAAAGAAAGGAAAGCCACAAAAUCUAAAAUCUAAAUCUGUGUAUUUAAAAUAAGUUACUUAAAAUUGGUCCCUCAAUUCUCAGAAGCAGCAUUGCUAACAAGCAGGUAUAUUAUUUAUCAUCUUUAUUUAGCAUGUUAGCAUUCUAACUUUAGGUUUUAGUAGUAACACAAAGUUGAGCUUUGUUUUUAAAAAAUCAAGGUUGGAAGAAGUACGCAGGUAUUUUAGAUGAGUAAAAGUAUAAAAAUAGUACCGUGUAAAAUACUCACGUGUACAUGUAAGUCCUGCAUCACAUUUUUAAUCAAAUAAAAUUACAAAAAGCAUUAGCAUCAAUGCUACUUAAAUGCCACUAGUUUGCCCAGUUAGGAAUCAAAUAUAUAUUAUAUUAUAUUAUUGUAUUAUAAUUAUAAAUGAAUAAUCUUAAGCUUGAAAGUUGGCACUUAUUUUGAUGAUGUAACCCUCUAUCAUAAUUUAUAAAUUGAUUUAUAUUUUGUAUUAAUAACCUAAAUCUCAGAAGUUGCUCGUAACUAGUGCAAUAAAAUCAUGUAUUUGAAUUAAAAGUAUAGAGUAGUAUGAUAUGAAAAUAAUUAAUUAAAGUAAAAGUACCUUACAUUUUAAGUACAGUACUUAAGUAAAUAUAAUCAGUUAUUUUCCACCACUGAAAAACACAAACUACUGGGAUGUUCUGGUGUUCACACCCUUUGUCGUCUAUUUUAUUUUAAAGUGUCUAUCAGGUAUUCAAAAUGGUCCAGACUUUGAAGAAAGGUUUUAUGACUAAAUAUGUAGUUUAAUAUUUAUAUCAGGUUGGAGCAGCAUUCCUUCUCAAAGCUCUGCUCCCAUUGGCUGUGAUCAAACUGUCUCCUGCUUGUCUUUUCUUCUUAGAACAGCAAAAGCCACUGCCCUGUUUUACCUCAGUACAUGCACACAGAGAUAGAUAAACUCACUUUUUGCAGCGUAGGGGAACGAUGAUAACCUCAGAACCAGAGACUCAGAGCGCUGUGGCAGCAACUCUGUCUCCAUAUGGCUCUGGUAUGUCCAAUAAACAGGUUAUAGGCGUUUUGUGUUGCUUAGUGACCAAAUGAAGUGCAGCUAUUUUCUAGUAAUACAUAGAGAAGUGGCAUGUUUGUUAUUAAAAUCUAAACGAAAAUGUAAAAAAGUGAAUUAUAUCAACACAUGAAUGUUGAGACAAGAAGACGAAGGAAGGAAAGUGGACACAUUUGGGAGGUUCCCUGACCAAAGGACAGAUGGGAAAUAACUGGAGAACAUUUUCCCCUUCAACUUCAAAGUGAACUGAACAUCUUCAUCAAUUACACGUCGGCACUUCUUAAGCAAACAUAGAUAUAUAUAUUUAGAAACUCAUAUGUCCAUUAGCAUCAAAGCUGAUCUUCACAAACAUGGAUAAGUGGUUUUCUUUAGCAUGUUUGGAAAUUUCAAAGCAACACAGCUGUUGAUUUAAAACUGAAAUCUUGAUAUGAAUGGACAAUUUUAAAGGUGGAAUGUAUUGGAUUUUAUCUUUUAGAGGAAAUGGAAUUAAAAGCGAUAGGUUGGUACAAUGACUGUGAACAAUUGAGACAUUUGUCGUCAAACAACAAAAAGAUCCAAAGUUCAGAUUUUCACUUUUACUUAGACAAACUUUUCUCAGUCAGUCGGUCUUAAUCAGAGCUACAUUAUGAUGCUAAUGAGGCUAACAGCAAUCAUCAAAGUACACAUUUGUUAAAACUCAGACAAAUGAAUAUAUAUACUGCAUGUCGUAAUUGACUGCUUGUAGAUAAUAAAAAAAGGUACGGUUUUCUCCAUUUCUUUAUGACAUUAAAGAAAACUGCAACAUCUGUAUUUACCGCCAUCCAAUCGCAGCAAAUGGCUUCACCCAAAAAGGGGCGUGGCCAUGGUGUAGAGAGGAAGCACAUUGUCGUAGUUCUCAGUUGUUUACAGUCAUGGUAUUGUCUCUGUAUUAAUGUGAUUUACUAAAGGAGAAACGAGAAUUGCAGCACCUUUAAAAGUAUUUCAGCAUCUCAAACUUCUGGGAGGAUUACGGACAGUUGUUCACUCUCACUGCAAACGCCAAAAUCACAUCCGCAAAAUCCUGCAUCCCUCCACGUCUGCCUCGCACACGCUUCCUGUAUCUGUUGAAAAAAAAAGACUGGAAAAAAAAACAAAAAACUGGAUGAAGAUUUGUGAGAUGGAGUGAGCGAGCAUUGGUCACUUUACGUUGAUGAUUUCCUUUAUUACUUGUUUUUCUUUUUGGGGAAAGACUCUGACGCUGUUGGAUGACACUGAGGAUUAACGCUUUGUUCUGAUUGGUUGUGUGUGGUUAGAAACAGGAAGCGGGUUGCUGUGACGAACACCAUGAUGACACAAAGAUUGUUUCAUGAUUGUUUUGGUUUUUGUUGAACAUUUCAAAUUGUUUUUCUUUUUUAUUUAAUUAGGCUGUUUGAACACGCAGGGCGACUUCGGGGGAGGCAUGCCACCAUGAACAUAUCAGAUAACUGCUGCAUGCAUAAUGUCCUUAUGAUGAUGUCAUUUUUUAUUUAACCUUUAAUUAAUUAGAUUUAUAUAACGGCACUUGCGGGUAGAAGCACCCUGGUUUAGGUUUUACUGUCUAAACUCUCUAAAGUUUAGGACUCUGAGGUCAAACUGAGGUCAGAGGUCGUUGAUUGUGACUCGCCUGUCCGAAGCCGCCCAGUUGCUGUACAUAUAUAUAAUUAUUGUUGUUGUUGUUGUUUUCAUAUCAUGCAGGUGAUGUAACAGAUGAAUGGUGAUGUGAAUGAUUAACAUGAGUUACAAUAAAGAACAUUUCUAUUUG